AUGGCACCCGCGAUUGGUAUCGAUCUUGGUACUACCUACUCUUGCGUAGGUAUCUUCCGAGAUGACCGCAUUGAGAUUAUCGCCAACGACCAGGGUAACCGGACAACACCUUCGUUCGUUGCCUUCACCGACACCGAGCGUCUCAUUGGUGACUCCGCAAAGAACCAAGUCGCCAUGAACCCUAUCAACACCGUCUUCGACGCCAAGCGCCUCAUCGGCCGCAAGUUCGCCGACGCUGAGGUCCAGGCCGACAUGAAGCACUUCCCCUUCAAGGUCAUCGACAAGGGCGGCAAGCCAGUCAUCCAGGUCGAGUUCAAGGGCGAGGAGAAGACUUUCACACCCGAGGAGAUCUCAUCCAUGGUCCUGGUCAAGAUGAGGGAAACCGCCGAGUCCUACCUCGGUGGCACCGUCAACAACGCUGUCGUCACUGUCCCCGCAUACUUCAACGACUCGCAACGUCAGGCCACCAAGGAUGCUGGUCUCAUUGCCGGCCUCAACGUCCUCCGUAUCAUCAACGAGCCCACCGCCGCUGCCAUCGCCUACGGUCUUGACAAGAAGACCGAGGGUGAGCGCAACGUCCUCAUCUUCGACUUGGGUGGUGGUACUUUCGAUGUCUCCCUCUUGACCAUUGAGGAGGGUAUCUUCGAGGUCAAGUCUACUGCCGGAGACACCCACUUGGGUGGUGAGGACUUCGACAACCGUCUGGUCAACCACUUCACCAACGAGUUCAAACGCAAGCACAAGAAGGACUUGACCUCCAACGCUCGUGCUCUCCGCCGUCUCCGAACCGCCUGCGAGCGGGCCAAGCGCACCCUGUCCUCGUCCGCGCAGACCUCCAUCGAAAUCGACUCCCUGUACGAGGGUAUCGACUUCUACACCAGCAUCACCCGUGCCCGUUUCGAAGAGCUCUGCCAGGACCUCUUCCGCUCCACCAUGGAGCCCGUCGAGCGUGUCCUCCGCGACGCUAAGAUUGACAAGUCCUCCGUCCACGAGAUCGUCUUGGUCGGUGGAUCCACCCGUAUCCCCAAGGUCCAGAAGAUGGUCUCCGACUUCUUCAACGGCAAGGAGCCCAACAAGUCCAUCAACCCCGACGAGGCUGUCGCCUACGGUGCUGCCGUCCAGGCCGCUAUCCUGUCUGGUGACACAUCUUCCAAGUCCACCUCCGAGAUCCUGCUUCUCGACGUCGCGCCGCUCUCCAUCGGUAUCGAGACUGCUGGUGGUGUCAUGACUGCUCUCAUCAAGCGCAACACCACUAUCCCCACCAAGAAGUCCGAGGUCUUCUCCACUUUCUCCGACAACCAGCCUGGUGUGCUUAUCCAGGUCUACGAGGGUGAGCGUGCUCGCACCAAGGACAACAACCUGCUCGGAAAGUUCGAGCUCACCGGUAUCCCACCUGCGCCCCGUGGUGUUCCUCAGAUCGAGGUCACCUUCGACGUCGACGCCAACGGUAUCAUCAACGUCUCCGCCCUCGAGAAGGGUACCGGAAAGACCAACAAGAUUGUCAUCACCAACGACAAGGGCCGUCUGUCCAAGGAGGAGAUCGAGCGCAUGUUGGCUGAGGCUGAGAAGUACAAGGCUGAGGACGAGGCUGAGGCUGCCCGUAUCUCUGCUAAGAACGCUCUCGAGUCCUACGCCUACUCGCUCCGCAACACCCUCAGCGACUCCAAGGUCGACGAGAAGCUCGAUGCCGGCGACAAGCAGAAGCUCACCGCCGAGAUCGACAAGACCGUCCAGUGGCUCGACGACAACCAGACCGCCACCAAGGACGAGUACGAGUCCCAGCAGAAGGAGCUUGAGGGUGUCGCCAACCCCAUCAUGAUGAAGUUCUACGGAGCCGGUGGUGAGGGUGGCAUGCCCGGCGGUAUGCCCGGUGGCGGUAUGCCCGGCGGUGGUGCCCCUGGUGGUGCCGGCGGCGACGACGGCCCCACUGUCGAGGAGGUCGACUAA
This is a messenger RNA of Alternaria ethzedia, 1947 nucleotides long. RefSeq lists its product as uncharacterized. Gene Ontology annotation, cellular component: cytosol; nucleus; plasma membrane. Bases 1 to 1947 code for a protein of 648 amino acids. The transcript has 3 exons. Gene Ontology annotation, biological process: cellular response to unfolded protein; vesicle-mediated transport; protein refolding. Gene Ontology annotation, molecular function: ATP hydrolysis activity; misfolded protein binding; heat shock protein binding. NCBI's taxonomy places the organism in Eukaryota, Fungi, Ascomycota, Dothideomycetes, Pleosporales, Pleosporaceae. The record is from RefSeq and is a predicted model, not a curated record.